Messenger RNA from Physcomitrium patens, 2231 nucleotides. RefSeq names its product putative F-box protein At2g36090. The record is from RefSeq and is a predicted model, not a curated record. NCBI's taxonomy places the organism in Eukaryota, Viridiplantae, Streptophyta, Bryopsida, Funariales, Funariaceae. Gene Ontology annotation, molecular function: protein binding.
CAACCUCCUCGCUCGGAGUCGUCGCUUUGCAUCGAAAGCAUAUCCACGCCCCCUUUCUCCAGUUUUCGCAAUCUCUACAAACCCCUUUCGCUCCCUUUUUCCAGUUCUCGCAAUCUCUACAAAUCCCUUUCGCUUGCCUCUUGUCUCCCGCUGUGCCUUAACCCAAUCAUUCCGGAAUCUUUCGCGGUUUACCUUCCAAGCGAAAGGGAUCGCGACGUUAGAGGCUUGGAUUCUGAGCACUCGCAAGUUGGGAGGGAGUCGAUGUCAGAAUCUGGGUUCUGAGGUCUCGAUGAUGGAGUUGUAGGGAGUCGACUAUUGUGGUACGUUUUGUUUCUUAGUGGGUUUUUUCUCUUUCCGAUUUGAAAUCACUUCUGAAGCUCAGCGCGAAUAUCGCUUUAGCCACGUUACACUUGACGUAGGGACAAGAGUUUUGCGACAUCUCGCGAGCAAUUUGGCUUCUUGUUGAGGUUUUGUGGGGGAUUGAAAGUUUAUUGCUAGCAGUUGGUCGUUUCAAGGUUCGGGGGUGUGUAAACGGUUUCGUCGCAGCUAUCGAAAGACCGUUUUGGGUUUUGAAGUUUAGAGUGAAAGCGAUUGUAGUGUUUGGGAACAUGUCGUUGGAGCUCGGUGAGGCUUCCCCCUCAAAGUGCUUGAUGAAUUUGUACAACUCUAGUUCGUGAAGUUGUCACUCCGCGCGAUUGCCUCUUAGUUUCUUGUCAACAAAAUUCAAUAUUCUCGAUUUUGGCGGCAGCAGUUGAGAAUGUGCUCAAGUGUUCCGUUCUGAUUCGACUUUAGAACAGUCGCAGGGUGUUGUCACUCAAAGAUGAGUGCAGAUGUCAGUUACAAGACAGCUACGUUUCUAGAAUUCUAGUAUUGUGCUCGAAUUCUUGUCUUCAACAGAGAUCCAAGGUUGAGAAGCCACUUUAGAAUUCUGCUAUUUUUUCCUCAAUGGGAGAAAAAAUAGUGGAUCAUGAGAUGUCGUUCUUGAGCUCGGAUCUGAUUUGUGAGAUUCUCAACCGGGUGGAUGUGCUGACUCUUGCGAAAGCGAACUGUGUGACCUCUGAAUUCCGUUACGUAUUUGAGAGCGAAGCAUGUUGGGAAAGGCAUUGCAACUUGCGUUGGCCUUCCACCAAACAGACUAUUGCAAAGGAUUUGAUCUCGAAGACUGGGGGUUUCAGAAAAUUCUAUGCCAACUGCUAUCCUUGUCUGUCCGGCAGAGGAGCAGUAAGGGCAGAAUGCGAUGACAAAGUUGAAAGCCUGGAAGCAUGUCCUUUGAAUUUUUUUUCAAUCAUAGAUGUCAUGUACAAGGGCCAGCCUAUGCUCUCAAAAACCGUUCCAGUUCUUCUCGAUGCCGAUGACUCAAUAGAAUGGUUCGAAGAUUAUCCUUUUCAGCUUGAUCUUAGCGUGAUUCUCGACGAGGUCGUUGACUUCCAUAAAGACGAAGGGGGUAUUCCUACUUUGACGAUUCAGACGGAACUCUCUGGCAUGAAAUCAGCGGAAACAAGUACAGACGGCAGUUUGUGGAGAGCUUUGAACGAAAACAUGACAGUUAGUUGGAUUUUAAUCAAUAAAAAGUCGGGAGAGAUGGCCAAUUUCGCUAGCUGGAAACCUUUGGGUGGAUUACGGCACUGGCCAAGCGAAGAUAACUUUGUGCUUCACUUUGGGACUAUAAUCCCCUCAGAUGAACGUUUUCCCAAUGACCCCGUACACUGCAAUGUUACAGUGAAAGUCAGAUUUUCCGUUACGGAGAUCGCCUCUGCAGGUUCUAAAACCACAAUUUGCAUAACAGAGUGUGGCAUGAAGCUAGAGAAUGUCGAUGGGGAUCGGUUGCAUGGGUUGGAAAGUGUAGAAUUACUCAACAGGGCCUUGGGUUGUGGCCGAACCGUCUCCCUCUCCACUGUCUUGGAAUCUUACCAGGAAUUUGGUCUCAAGCAACUAGCUAGGAACGUGGAAAGGGUUCGACGAGAAAAUCUGCGUGAACUGACGGCGGCAGUCAUCAGCGGAAUUGGUGUCUUUCUCUGUCUCUGCCACCUGCUUUUGUAACAUAGCCUUGCUUGACACCUAUUGAACUUAUCCAUGACAGAUGCAGUACUUGCUUUGUAGAAUACGAAGUGGCUGCUGUCACGAACAGCCCAUUGUUACUACAGAUAACAAUACGUAACAUUACCAUCUCGACAAGAGUAUUGUAAAUCUCCCAGGAAUGUUGAUACUUUGUUACACUCUUUCCAUGUUUA